GGUCUUCCCGCGGCCCCGCCCCCUGAGUGACCCGUAUGCAGCGGCGGAAUAUGGCGGAGUCCUCCUUGGGGAAUUCAAGCCCAGGGGUUUCGGUGGACUUCGACCCUUCGGCUGAAAUGCUGGUGCAGGAAUUUGACGAUGAGCGCACCAUGGAGGAGGAGGAGCUUAUGGAGGGAGAGACCAACUUCCGCAACGAGAUCGACGACCUGAACAGAGUGAGUAACAGAGAAGGAGAGAUGCCCAUUCAGGAGCUUCUGAAUCUGUACGGUUACGGAGGGGGAGGAUCCCCUGAGGAAGAGGAGGAGGAUGAGGAGGAGGAAGAGGAAGAUGAGGAGGAUGAAGUGGAGGAGCUGGAUAAUGAUGAGAGCAGUCAGAGUACGGAGGAACUGAAGAGGAAUAAGGAGGAGGUGGUGAAGCUGUGUAAGGAGGUGGAGAAUCAGGUCGUGGCUGAAGGUCGAUCGUGUUCUGUUAAGAGCCGCAGCACCGCUGAGUUGAUCCGGCCUCAGAACCGCAGCUACUUCCAGAAUAAUGAAGCAGAUGAAGAGUCUGAGGAGGAUGAAGAUUAUAUUCCCUCAGAGGACUGGAAGAAGGAGAUCAUGGUGGGCUCUAUGUACCAGGCUGAGACCCCCGCAGGACUCUGCAGAUAUAAGGAGAACGAGAGAGUGUACGAAAACGAUGAUCAGCUGCUGUGGAACCCGGAGUUCCUGCCGGAGAACAUGGUGGUGGAGUUCCUGGCCGAGGCCUGUAAACGAACCGGAGACGAGACCGGAGUGGACGCCAUUCCUGAGGGAUCACACAUCAAAGAUAAUGAGCAGGCGCUGUACGAGUUGGUGAAAUGUGAUUUUGAUACAGAAGAAGCUCUGAGGAGACUGAGGUUCAACGUCAAAGCAGCCAGAGAGGAGCUGUCGGUGUGGACGGAGGAGGAGUGCAGGAAUUUUGAGCAGGGUCUGAAGGCCUACGGGAAAGACUUUCACCUCAUUCAGGCCAACAAGGUCAGGACGCGGUCAGUAGGAGAGUGUGUGGCGUUUUACUACAUGUGGAAGAAGUCUGAGAGAUACGAUUUCUUCGCGCAGCAAACUCGACUCGGCAAGAGGAAGUACAACCUUCACCCCGGAGUAACGGAUUAUAUGGACAGACUGCUGGACGAGACGGAGAGCGCAGCGUCCAGCCGAGCGGCGACUCCGCCCCCAACCACCUCCAGCAGCAACGCCAGCCAAUCAGAGAGAGAAGAGGGCUCCACCCAGAACGGUCUGAGCAGUCACAGCUGUGUCUCGAGUUCGGACUCUGUCCUGAUGUCCAGCGGAGAGGUGAAGAUUGAACCCGUCCAUUCUAACAGCGCCGACGUCCCCCCGUCACAACCUCACGACUCCAACGGGACCGCCGAACCAACGGCCGACAGGAACGGAGCGGCGAAACGCCCGCAGGACGCCACGCCCACCCCGUCCACCGACAGACUGGCCAAAAAGUGCAGGACAGAUUCAGAGCUGAGCCAGCUGGAGGUGGACAUGUCCAGAGCCAAGGAGGACUGAACUGCUAACUGAGCAGAAACCAAAGGACAGACCAAAUCCAGCAAACCACAGGAGGGUCAGGGACGUCCUGAUGAUCGGCUUUACUGAGGGACAUCCUGACGUUAAACUUUACUGAGGGACAUCCUGAUGUUUAGCUUCUCUAAGGGACGUCCUGAUAUUUAACUUAACUGAGGCACAUCCUGACGUAUAGCUUUUUUUUUUUAGGGACAUCCUGACGUUAAGCUUCACUGAGGGACAUCCUGACGUUUAGCUUCACUGAGGGACAUCCUGAUGUUUAGCUUUUCUGAGGGACAUCCUGACAUUUAGCUUAACUGAGGGACAUCCUGACGUUUAGCUUCACUGAGGGACAUCCUGACGUUAAACUUUACUGAGGGACAUCCUGAUGUUUAGCUUUUCUGAGGGACAUCCUGAUAUUUAACUUAACUGAGGGACAUCCUGACGUAUAGCUUUUUUUUUUUAGGGACAUCCUGACGUUAAGCUUCACUGAGGGACAUCCUGACGUUAAACUUUACUGAGGGACAUCCUGAUGUUUAGCUUUUCUGAGGGACAUCCUGACAUUUAGCUUAACUGAGGGACAUCCUGACGUUUAGCUUCACUGAGGGACAUCCUGACGUUAAACUUUACUGAGGGACAUCCUGAUGUUUAGCUUUUCUGAGGGACAUCCUGAUAUUUAACUUAACUGAGGGACAUCCUGACGUAUAGCUUUUUUUUUUUAGGGACAUCCUGACGUUAAGCUUCACUGAGGGACAUCCUGACGUUUAGCUUUACUGAGGGACAUCCUGACGUUUAGCUUCACAGAGGGAUGUCCUGACGUUUAGCUUUACUGAGGGACAUCCUGAUAUUUAGCUUCUCUGAAGGACGUCCAGACGUUUAGCUUUUCUGAGGGACAUGUCAGUUUUCCUGACUGACAUCCUGGCAUUUAAAUUUUCUGAGGGUCCUGAUGUGAUGUCCUGAUGUUCAGCUUUUUUGAGGGACGUCCUAACGGGAUGUCCUGACAUUCAUCUUAUCAGAGGAACGUCCUGUAAGGAAUUGAACACCUCCACCUCCUGUGUCCAAAGCGAAACGUCUGAGAGGACAGGUGGAGGACAUGAAGAGACACCACUGUUUUACACAGACGCUGAUGUAUAUUCUAUUUGUAUUGGAAUUUGUCUGAUAUUUUUUUACUAAGAUAUUUAUAUUUUUUAUUGAAACGCUGAUGGACGGGGGACAGGGGACGGGCAGCAGGUAUCACCUGGACAUUUCCCAGCAGCUCUAGAUUCACACUGUUGUAGUGUGUGAUUGAAUCCGGAUCUGAAUUCACUUUGUUUUUCGUACAGAUUAAUGUUGCGUUCUGUUUGAACUCGGAUUUCUGAAUUUCUGAAAGUCUUUAACUUUCAUUGUAUAAAAUUAACGUAAUGUUCGUAACUUUGUCAAAUUCGCCAUCCGACAUCCGAGUAAAUAAAACGCAACAUAACUCCUCCUCUUCAGGCUCCGCCCACAGUCAUAUUCAUCUAUAGCUACCGUCGUACGAUUAGACGAGUUUCAACAGAAUGAUGAUAAACAUCCCAUUCAACCCUAAUGAGAGACUGUAGCUCCGCCCCCUCAGUGUAUAACAUCACAAUACCUACAUUUAGAGCAUUAAUAAUAUAUAUUCACUCUAAUAAUACGAGACUGUAGCUCUGCCUCCUCAGUAUAUAUCACAGUACCUACAUUUAGAUUGUUAAUAAUAUAUAUUCACCCUUAUAAUGAGAGACUGUAGCUCCACCCCCUCAGUGAACAUAACAUCAACAUACCUACAUUUAGAGCAUUAUUAAUAUAUAUUCACUCUAAUAAUGAGACUGUAACUUUGCCUCCUCAGUGUAUAACAUCACAAUACCUACAUUUAGAGCGUUAUUAAUAUUAUACACUGAAGAGGCGGAGCUACAGUCUCUCAUUAGGGUAAAUAUAUAUAUAGAUCACAAUACCUACAUUUAGAGCGUUAAUAAUAAAAUAUACCGUAUUUUUCGGACUAUAAG
Molecule: messenger RNA, 3523 nt
Organism: Astyanax mexicanus (Mexican tetra)
Lineage: Eukaryota; Metazoa; Chordata; Actinopteri; Characiformes; Acestrorhamphidae
Gene: mier1b
Product: mesoderm induction early response 1b, transcriptional regulator
Exons: 13
Coding region: 36-1529 (497 amino acids)
Biological process (GO): negative regulation of transcription by RNA polymerase II
Cellular component (GO): nucleoplasm
Molecular function (GO): histone deacetylase binding; transcription corepressor activity
Source: RefSeq, a predicted model, not a curated record